Gossypium raimondii (Peruvian cotton) is the source of this 3015-nucleotide messenger RNA. RefSeq names its product EIN3-binding F-box protein 1. Gene Ontology annotation, molecular function: protein binding. The record is from RefSeq and is a predicted model, not a curated record. Gene Ontology annotation, cellular component: SCF ubiquitin ligase complex. Lineage: Eukaryota; Viridiplantae; Streptophyta; Magnoliopsida; Malvales; Malvaceae. Gene Ontology annotation, biological process: SCF-dependent proteasomal ubiquitin-dependent protein catabolic process. The transcript is spliced from 2 exons. Bases 412 to 2322 code for a protein of 636 amino acids.
AAGUGAGAGAAAAUAAUAAAAAAAAGAGAAUAAUAAGACAGGUUCUAUGGAAAGAUACAUUGCAUAUAGCAGAACUUGUCAGUUAAUGUAUCUGCAACAAAAACAUAAAAAAAAAAAAAAUUCUAAGACAUGACAUCUUCCUAGUUUUUUCCAACCAAAUAUAUACAUCCUCUUAUGUUCUGUUUCAGUUCAACACAAAAAACAAGUUUCUCCUUUUUUUUUUUCUCUUCUUUCAAUCUCUCUUUUUUUUUGCCCUACUUGUUGGGGUUUAUGAAUUUUUUCUUCUAAACAAAUUUCUUAGAUGCAUUCAAGCUUUCAAAGGGUAUACUUGGUUUGCGUUUUGCUAGCGUUUUGUUGCGUUUUGGUGUUGGUGGAUUCAUUGAAAGAUUCUUUGUUUGGGAUUAUUCAACCAUGCCUGCUCUUGUUAAUUACGGUGGUGAUGAUGAUUUCUAUUCUGGGGGUUCUUUUUAUACAAAUUCCACAGAUUUGGGUAGGUUGUGUUCAAUCAGUUCCCAAGUGGAUGUCUACUAUCCUCCUCGUAAAAGAGCUCGAAUUACUGCCCCGUUUGUUGUUGGAGAAACUUUGUUUGAGCAGAGCAAGCAAGCUUCAAUCGAUGUCCUUCCUGACGAGUGCCUUUUCGAGAUCUUCAAACGACUUCCAGGCGGCAGGGAAAGGAGUUCUUGUGCUUGUGUAUCAAAGCACUGGCUUAUGCUUUUGAUCAGUAUUCGCAAGGGUGAGUACGAAUCCUCGAAGGCGGUCAAGGAGAAUACUGAUUCAGUUUCUGAUGAAGAUGAUGGGUAUCUUACGAGGUGCUUGGAAGGGAAGAAAGCAACUGACAUGAGGCUAGCUGCAGUUGCUGUUGGAACGAGUGGUCAUGGUGGGUUGGGAAAGCUUUCAAUUAGGGGAAGCAGCUCUUCAAGUGGAGUAACCAACUUCGGGCUAUCAGCCAUUGCUCGUGGUUGCCCUUCUCUCAAGGCACUUUCUUUGUGGAACGUGCCUCGUGUUGGGGAUGAAGGUCUCUCUGAGAUAGCUAAAGAAUGCCAUUUGUUGGAGAAGCUUGACCUUUGCCAGUGCCCUUCAUUUUCAAACAAGGGUUUGAUUGCAAUUGCAGAGAACUGCCCUAAUUUGACCUCUUUGAGCAUCGAGUCUUGCCCCAAGAUCGGGAACGAAGGCCUUCAAGCUAUCGGAAAGCUUUGCCCUAAGUUGCAGUCUGUCUCCAUCAAGGACUGCCUUCUUGUUGGGGAUCACGGAGUUUCAAGCCUGUUGUCGUCAACAUCUUCUGUCCUUUCAAAGGUUAAAUUUCAGGGUUUGAAUAUCACAGACUUUUCUCUUGCUGUGAUCGGUCACUAUGGCAAGUCGGUGACAAAUCUAAUGCUUAGCGGCCUAGAAAACGUGAGCGAGAAGGGAUUUUGGGUCAUGGGGAAUGCUCAAGGCUUACAAAAGUUGGUCUCUUUGACGAUCAUAUCCUGCCGGGGGGUAACAGAUGUGAGUCUUGAAGCCAUGGGAAAGGGAUGUGCAAACCUGAGGCAGAUGUGCCUUCGCCGGUGUUGCUUUAUUUCGGAUGACGGAUUGGUGGCUUUUGCCAAAUCUGCAGGUUCUCUUGAGUCCUUACAGUUGGAGGAGUGCAACAGGAUCACCCAAUCCGGGACUAUUGGUGUCCUCUCAAACUGUUCGUUAAAAUCCCUUACCGUAGUAAAGUGCAUGGGAAUUAAGGAUAUAUCCUCGGAAGUUCCUUUGUCGUGCUGCAAUUCCCUUAAAUCAUUGUCAGUAAGGAACUGUCCUGGGUUCGGGACUGCUGGCCUCGCUGUGGUGGGCAGAUUGUGCCCUCAGCUUCAGCAUGUAGAUCUGAGUGGGUUGUGUGGGAUCACGGACGCAGGUCUUCUGCCUCUUCUGGAGAGUUGUGAGGCUGGACUCGUGAAGGUGAAUUUGAGCGGAUGCUUAAAUAUAACCGACAAAGUAGUUUUGGCCUUAACCAGGCUGCACGGUGGAACCCUUGAGUUGCUCAAUCUUGAUGGUUGCAGGAGGAUUACGGAUGCAAGUUUGAUGGCAAUAGCAGAAAGUUGUGUUUUCCUCAGUGAUCUGGAUGUCUCAAGGUCAGCAGUUACCGAUUCUGGUGUUGCUGCCUUGUCUCGUGCCGAGCAACUCAACUUACAAGUCCUUUCUUUUUCGGGUUGUUCCCGAGUAUCAAACAAAAGCUUGUCUUCCUUGAAAAAACUAGGCAAGACAUUGUUGGGGUUAAAUCUCCAGCACUGCAAUUCAAUCAGCAUUCGAACCGUUGAGCUGCUCGUUGAGACCCUAUGGAACUGUGACAUCCUUUUCUAAUCAUGGAUACAACUCCGUUGAGAUCUGAACAUUAAACUCAUAUAGUCGGCUCACAAGACCGGGUAGUAGCAAACAUUCGCUGCAGUUUUUUUUUUUUUUGGUCCGACAAGGUGGUCCUGCCGGUUGCUCUACACUUGAUGUUUCCCAGGAACUUUGGCACAGUUUUAAGAGAUGGCCUAUAAAACCAUCCCUUUAUUUUUUUUACAGGCUCUCCCGACACAUGAGCUAGCCUGUUUCUCGAUAGCCAUGGUUCCCGGUUUUAGGUUUCCACUCAUGAUCACCACCACCACCACCACCACCAUAGCUUUUUCCGUCCUGCUGCUACCCGGUGUUUUAGCUUUUGUUUUCAGUCAUAAAAGUCUGUUGGUUUUAGAUCAAAUCUCAUCUUGCUUUUUUUUCAAAGGGUAGGUCUUGUCUGUAUUUCCUUUUGUCUCUGUGUUAUGUAAUGGUGGCUUUGAACAGUUCUAUGUUUGGUGUGGUCACACUCACAGAUUGAUGAUCUUUGGUUAUGGCGGAUGAGUGACUCAUCCACCAUUACUACAACCUUAGUUUUGGUUGUGUUUUUUUUUUUUUUUUGUAAGUUUUUUCCAAGUCAUCAUAUCUUGUAGGCUUCUCCUUGUAUAUGAACUGUACAAUUGCAACUACUCUAUUUUUGUAAAUGAAGCUUGAAAUUUUACCCUUUUUUCUUUUCAA